ACUCCGGAGACUCCGUCUGCGUUUUUAUUACUUAAUCUGGCUGGGUUUGGCUGCAGGGAGGCUCGUGGAUUUGCUGGCCGGGUGUGCUGGAAGGCAGUUUAUUCACAGAAUAAGCAGCUUCCCACGCUGGACCCCGAGCCCCAGGCGCCGUCCGCGUAGACCCCGCGCCGCGCACCGCGGCCGCCGGGGGGCGCUCGGGUCGCACCGAGAGCAGCGCGGGCAGCCAGCGCCGGGUCGCAGCCGACCCGCAGAGCCCUUCGCGCCCUCCGAGGAAACAAAGUGCAUCUUUGUCCGCGGCCCGAGGCGCCGCGUGGGAGACGCUGGGCAGGGGCCAGGCCGGGCCGGCCGCCGCCGCGUGCGGGGACCCUGGGCGCGCGUCACUGACCCGGGACUCAGACCCUCGCGGGCCUGGCGCGGACGGGAGGAAGCGGGCUGUGGCGCGCGGCCGAGCUGGCAGCCCUCCCACUCCGAGCACGGCUCGGGACCCGCACUGGCUCCUGCCGGGCCGCGGCGCUUCACGCGCCGUCACCGGGGCCCGUGCACUCCGCUUUCCGGGCUGGCGACGGGGCGGGAAGGGGGCAAGCGGGAGCCUGCGGGGGGGUGCUGGGGACUUCGGCUUGGCUGGGCCGCCUUUGAGUCGCCUGUCGGCCGGGCGGUGCCCGCCUUCGCUUUCGGUGCCGUCCCGGGGCGGGUCCUCGCUCCGACAGCCGCGCGCCAGCCCAGCUCAGCCCCGGCGCCGCGCGGCCGGGAGGACUCCAGCUCCCAGCAGGCCCCGCGCCGCGAGCACCGAGGCAGGAGGCGCGCCUGGGCCGGCGCUUGCGCAGUGCGGCCGCCCGAGCCUGCUAGUACCACACCCCCGGGAGGGACUGAGGGGAGGCAGAAGCAUCCGAGGCAUUAAAGCAUCCGAGGGAGCCGGAGGGGAGGAGAAUGGAGUGACAGAGACACGCGGAGGGUGGGGGGUGGGGGGGAGCGUGUUGAGGGAGGGGGGAGGGGGUACACAGAGGGAGGAAGAAGCGGCGGCGGCGGCGGCGGCGGCUCCUCUUUGCAGAGGGGGAAACUCUUGGGCUGAGAGCAGGAAUAAUGCGGUAGGCAAAGCGGGCUGCUGGCUCCCCCGGCUCCGGCAGCAGCGGCGGCAGCCCGAGCAGCGGCAGCAGCAGCGGCAGCACCCCAGGCGCUGACAGCCCCGCCGGCCGGCUCCGUUGCUGACCGCCGACUGUCAAUGGAGCUGGAAAACAUCGUGGCCAACACGGUCUUGCUGAAAGCCAGGGAAGGGGGCGGAGGAAAGCGCAAAGGGAAAAGCAAGAAGUGGAAAGAAAUCCUGAAGUUCCCUCACAUUAGCCAGUGUGAAGACCUCCGAAGGACCAUAGACAGAGAUUACUGCAGUUUAUGUGACAAGCAGCCAAUCGGGAGGCUGCUUUUCCGGCAGUUUUGUGAAACCAGGCCUGGGCUGGAGUGUUACAUUCAGUUCCUGGACUCCGUGGCAGAAUAUGAAGUUACUCCAGAUGAAAAACUGGGAGAGAAAGGGAAGGAAAUUAUGACCAAGUACCUCACCCCAAAGUCCCCUGUUUUCAUAGCCCAAGUUGGCCAAGACCUGGUCUCCCAGACGGAGGAGAAGCUCCUGCAGAAGCCGUGCAAAGAACUCUUUUCUGCCUGUGCACAGUCUGUCCACGAGUACCUGAGGGGAGAACCAUUCCACGAAUAUCUGGACAGCAUGUAUUUUGACCGCUUUCUCCAGUGGAAGUGGUUGGAAAGGCAACCGGUGACCAAAAACACUUUCAGGCAGUAUCGAGUGCUAGGAAAAGGGGGCUUCGGGGAGGUCUGUGCCUGCCAGGUUCGGGCCACGGGUAAAAUGUAUGCCUGCAAGCGCUUGGAGAAGAAGAGGAUCAAAAAGAGGAAAGGGGAGUCCAUGGCCCUCAACGAGAAGCAGAUCCUCGAGAAGGUCAACAGUCAGUUUGUGGUCAACCUGGCCUAUGCCUACGAGACCAAGGAUGCACUGUGCUUGGUCUUGACCAUCAUGAAUGGGGGUGACCUGAAGUUCCACAUCUACAACAUGGGCAACCCCGGCUUCGAGGAGGAGCGGGCCUUGUUUUAUGCGGCAGAGAUCCUCUGCGGCUUGGAAGACCUCCACCGUGAGAACACCGUCUACCGAGAUCUGAAACCUGAAAACAUCCUGUUAGAUGAUUAUGGCCACAUUAGGAUCUCAGACCUGGGCUUGGCUGUGAAGAUCCCCGAGGGAGACCUGAUCCGCGGCCGGGUGGGCACUGUUGGCUACAUGGCUCCAGAGGUCCUGAACAACCAGAGGUACGGCCUGAGCCCCGACUACUGGGGCCUUGGCUGCCUCAUCUAUGAGAUGAUUGAGGGCCAGUCGCCGUUCCGCGGCCGCAAGGAGAAGGUGAAGCGGGAGGAGGUGGACCGCCGGGUCUUGGAGACGGAGGAGGUGUACUCCCACAAGUUCUCCGAGGAGGCCAAGUCCAUCUGCAAGAUGCUGCUCACGAAAGAUGCGAAGCAGAGGCUGGGCUGCCAGGAGGAGGGGGCUGCAGAGGUCAAGAGACACCCCUUCUUCAGGAACAUGAACUUCAAGCGCUUAGAAGCCGGGAUGUUGGACCCUCCCUUCGUUCCAGACCCCCGCGCUGUGUACUGUAAGGACGUGCUGGACAUCGAGCAGUUCUCCACUGUGAAGGGCGUCAAUCUGGACCACACAGACGACGACUUCUACUCCAAGUUCUCCACGGGCUCUGUGUCCAUCCCGUGGCAAAACGAGAUGAUAGAAACAGAAUGCUUUAAGGAGCUGAACGUGUUUGGACCUAAUGGUACCCUCUCGCCAGAUCUGAACAGAAACCACCCUCCGGAACCGCCCAAGAAAGGGCUGCUCCAGAGACUCUUCAAGCGGCAGCAUCAGAACAAUUCCAAGAGUUCGCCCAGCUCCAAGACCAGUUUUAACCACCACAUAAACUCAAACCAUGUCAGCUCAAACUCCACCGGAAGCAGCUAGUUUCGGCUCUGGCCUCCAAGUCCACAGUGGAACCAGCCCAGACCCUUCUCCUUAGAAGCGGAAGUAGUGGAGCCCCUGCUCUGGUGGGGCUGCCAGGGGAGCCCCCCGGGAGCCGGUGAAGGAGGCCGUCCAUCCCGUCGACGUAGAACCUCGAGGUUUCUCAAAGAAAUUUCCACUCAGGUCUGUUUUCCGAGGCGGCCCCGGCCGGGGUGGAUUGGAUUUGUCUUUGGUGAACAUUGCAAUAGAAAUCCAAUUGGAUACGACAACUUGCACGUAUUUUAAUAGUGUCAUAACUAGAACUGAAUUUUGUCUUUAUGAUUUUUAAAGAAAAGUUUUGUAAAUUUCUCUACUGUCUCAGUUUACAUUUUGUAUAUUUGUAUUUAAAUGAAAGUGAGACUUUGAGGGUGUAUAUUUUCUGUGCAGCCACUGUUAAGCCAUGUGUUCCAAGGCAUUUUAGCGGGGAGGGGGUUAUCAAAAAAAAAAAAAAAAUGUGACUCAAGACUUCCAGAGCCUCAAAUGAGAAAAUGUCUUUAUUAAAUGUAGAAAGUGAUCCACA
This is a messenger RNA of Pan troglodytes (chimpanzee), 3548 nucleotides long. RefSeq names its product G protein-coupled receptor kinase 5 (gene GRK5). The transcript is spliced from 16 exons. The record is from RefSeq and is a predicted model, not a curated record. Lineage: Eukaryota; Metazoa; Chordata; Mammalia; Primates; Hominidae. Gene Ontology annotation, biological process: protein phosphorylation; signal transduction; regulation of signal transduction. Gene Ontology annotation, molecular function: ATP binding; G protein-coupled receptor kinase activity. Gene Ontology annotation, cellular component: cytoplasm. The coding region runs from base 1220 to 2992 and encodes 590 amino acids.